CCAUUUCAACAGUUGUCCUUCUUUAUUUCCACUUCUUCUACAGAUGUCUCUACAGCGCAAGAUUGUGUCCAAGGAUAUCAAAGAAUUGAAUUAUUUGUGAAUUUAUUAAUUAUAACUGGAUUUUAUAACUUUAAACCGACAAUUAUUGCAAAUUCACUACAGUAUAUGGACAAUCAAAAAGGCCUUGACCAAACGAUCCCUGCUAUUGUGUUACCUGCGCUUGGAUUAUCAGUAAUUUUCAUGUCCCACUAUUGCGAACCUCUUUGUUCGUUUCAGUUUGGCGGAUCUGGAGCAUACGAAUUAAAUUUGUCUUCCUAUUGGCAAGAAGUGCUCAUUAAAACGUCAAGUUACGAUAAGGAAACCCUUCAUAUGUUUGAUGAAUCAGGUAAAUUUUAUGGGAAACAACUGCGUUUACCAUAUCAAGAGGAUGCGACGUCUUCGGGCGAUAUACGUGAUAAUACAUUAGAUUCAGAUUUAAUCCCCCCGAGAGAACCAUGA
Messenger RNA from Funneliformis geosporum, 498 nucleotides. NCBI's taxonomy places the organism in Eukaryota, Fungi, Glomeromycota, Glomeromycetes, Glomerales, Glomeraceae. The record is from the annotation of a GenBank genome assembly.